Molecule: messenger RNA, 1091 nt
Organism: Lontra canadensis (Northern American river otter)
Lineage: Eukaryota; Metazoa; Chordata; Mammalia; Carnivora; Mustelidae
Gene: CTSZ
Product: cathepsin Z
Exons: 6
Coding region: 38-940 (300 amino acids)
Cellular component (GO): lysosome
Molecular function (GO): cysteine-type endopeptidase activity
Source: RefSeq, a predicted model, not a curated record
GGGGCGGGCGCAGCGCGAGGCCGGCGGGCGGGGAGCCAUGGCGUCGUCUGGGCCGCUGCUGCUGGUGCUGCUCGUGCCGCUGGCCGCCGCGCGGGCCGGGCCCUACUUCCUCCCGGGCCGGGGCUGCCGCCUGCCCCUGCGGGGGGACCAGCUGUCGGGGCUGGGGCGCAGGACCUAUCCCCGGCCACACGAGUACCUGUCCCCAUCCGACCUGCCCAAGAGCUGGGACUGGCGCAACGUGAACGGGGUCAACUACGCCAGUGCCACCAGGAACCAGCAUAUCCCCCAGUACUGUGGCUCCUGCUGGGCCCACGGCAGCACCAGUGCCAUGGCAGACCGGAUCAACAUCAAGAGAAAGGGGGCGUGGCCCUCCACCCUGCUGUCCGUGCAGCACGUCCUGGACUGCGCCAACGCGGGCUCCUGCAGGGGGGGCAACGACCUGCCGGUGUGGAGGUACGCCCACGAGCACGGCAUCCCGGACGAGACCUGCAACAACUACCAGGCUAAGGACCAGGAAUGCAACAAGUUCAACCAGUGUGGAACAUGCACGGAAUUUAAGGAGUGCCACUACAUCCAGAACUACACGCUCUGGAAAGUGGGUGACUACGGCUCCCUCUCCGGCAGGAAGAAGAUGAUGGCGGAAAUCUAUGCCAACGGCCCCAUCAGCUGCGGUAUCAUGGCCACGGAGAAGAUGGUGAACUACACGGGAGGCAUCUACGCAGAGUACCAGGAUCAGGCCUACAUAAACCAUGUCAUUUCUGUGGUCGGCUGGGGCGUCAGCGAUGGCACGGAGUACUGGGUUGUCCGGAAUUCGUGGGGGGAACCGUGGGGGGAGCACGGCUGGAUGAGGAUCGUGACCAGCACCUAUAAAGAUGGGCAGGGCGCCAGUUACAACCUCGCUGUCGAGGACUCCUGUACGUUUGGGGACCCCAUCGUUUAAGGGACAGGUCUCCCCAGAAGAGCAGUGUUAUCGUGAACCAUAAUCGGGGGUCCUGUCGCUCUGGGCACUGGGUUAGUUCCACCACGGUCUGAAGGGACUAGGGACUGGCAUCAAACGUGUCUGACGGCUGGUCGUGGCCCUGUGCGCCAAG